Molecule: messenger RNA, 2333 nt
Organism: Labrus mixtus (cuckoo wrasse)
Lineage: Eukaryota; Metazoa; Chordata; Actinopteri; Labriformes; Labridae
Product: SLAM family member 7-like
Exons: 11
Coding region: 315-1151 (278 amino acids)
Source: RefSeq, a predicted model, not a curated record
UUCUCUUUAACAUGAUUGGUUUUGCACUGCUGGUGUCACAGAUGUGGUGUUUUCCGAUUAUUUGAAGUUAUUUUUUUUUAGUAGAAGUAAUGCCUGUCCCACUGGAGGCGGAGACUACGAGCUUGUUGAGCAGGAAAAAGCAUGUCAACUUUCAGUUUCAGUCUUUUUCUACCCGUCUCCGUCUCCUUACAUCACCUCUCACUGUUAUUAAGCGAGCAUGCUCAGGUUUUAAACGGAGUUACUUGGCAUGUUUAAGAACAGGAAUAGAGUGUUUUUCCAUUCGUUUCGGACCGUGUAUAAUUAACUGAGAGACGAUGGGGCCGUCUGUUAUGGCCAUGUUUCUGGCCGGCUGGGUGUGUGUUUCGCUGGCUGCUGAGACAGAAGACUCCGGUGUUGAGCUCUACAAGAAGGUGGGCGAUGACGUCAUCCUCAUGCCGAGUCCUACCUCUGGGCCCAUCACCAGUAUCGAGUGGAAAUAUAAUAAAAACCUUGCUGCUUUUUGGAUUGGCGUCGGGGAGGAAUUUGAUCUUUUUGUACCAGGCCACCUGAACCUCUCCACUGGAGCGCUGACAAUCACAGGCCUGACGAGAAACGACACGGGAUCGUACUCUGCAGAGAUCAGCGGAAAGAAGGCGGGGGUCACGCAGCUCAUCGUCCUCUCUCCCGUCCCCAAACCCACUGUUGAAAAAGAAUGUGACUUGGGGGGAAACACCUGCGAUUUGACCUGCGAUGGGAACACGGCAGGCGCUGAGCCGGUCACCUACAAGUGGAAUUUUGGGCACACAGAGAAAGGGACACAAGUGAAAAAGAACGACACUGACAGAUUCAGUGAGUUCAUCUGUGAGGUGCAGAAUCCAGUCAGUCAGGAGAGCAGCCAACCCGUCCCAAACCCGAUGCUGACGCUUCCAGAUCCUGAAGCUGGAGGGAACUUGAACAUUCAGAAGGGAGUAAUAGUCUUCGUCUGUCUGCUGUCUGUUGUUGUGCUGCUGCUGGCCGUGCACAGGAAGAAAGCAGGGAUGUGGUUCUUCCAAAAAGAGUCCCUGCCAUGGGAAGCAGACUUCUGGAGGAAGCAGGAGAGUCCACCAAGCGCUCCUGCAGAAUCUAACGGCACCACCUCUCAAAGAACAGACGAGGAAACACCGAUGACAUAAGCAGCCGAACAACGCCGGGUCAGGACCUGUGAGGUGUAAGAUGACCCAAGAGGCGGCACACUCCACAAAACACAUAUUGUAUUCCCUGAUAUUAAGAGAUAUAUUCAUGUUUUUAUCAAAGGAAAAACACCCAAAAAGGGAAAAUGAAGCGCUGUUCAUCCCCCUUCUUUAACUGUAGACUCUGAUGUGAACAUUUUUUAUGUACCGAUUUCUUUUUAAGAGAGAAGAGAACAAGAAAUGACUCUAAGUCCCAUGUUUGAAAACUGCUUUUAAAAGACACUAAGAAGGGAAACACUAAGGUUUACGCUCUUUAAGCGCAGAGAGAAAUAGGCCAGAAUGAGAUAAAAAGUACUCGAUGGUAGUCUCAUAUAUUUCCCCGAGCUCUGUUACAUUUUCCAAAAGAGGCAACAAUGGGCCUGACACUUGGGACUAUACCAGGAAGCCCUCUUUUCCUGUCCGUACCUGGUACCUCAAGCUCAUUAAACCCCCUCCCAGCGGCGGAGGAUUUGUGAUUUGCGGCACGUCUGGUGUGGAAUCCUGCAGCCUGGACCUGUGUGGGGAGGAACUGGGCUGACAACAGAGGGGAGAGAUAAAAAGGGACGCCAUUGUGCAGCGUGGGCCGCCAGCCUCGGCCAACAAUCAGCUCAUUGUGCCGGAGCUCACUGCAGAGUCCUCGGCAGCAGAUUCAUGUGUGUUUGUAGCGAGUAUUUGAACUUUGUGAAUGUUUUAAGCUCAAAGAAGGUCAAUCAGUUAUUACCUUUGUUUUUGUUUUUUUUACUCUACAUCAUGGAUUGUUUUUUGUAUUCUGCUUGAAGCUUGACACCCUGAAGGAGAAAAUGGAAAUGUUUGGUUUUUGUGUCUUUUAACAUUUUUUUUUUUUAAAGGAUCUUUACUCUUACUGUUGUUUCUGUCCUUGUAGUUUAAAAAAAAAAAACAUACUGACAACUACUUGAAGGCUUUCUGUAACAAACUUGUUUUUAGCAGUUGUAGACGUGCCAACGUAUUCACACGUCUUUAAACAAAGGGACCUUACAUAUACUCACUCUGUUUGGGAACUCAUUCGGACGGGUUGUUGAUGUAAAGGAGGAUAUAAAGAGUGUAGGAAUAUACAUUUCAUUUGUUGUAGUUGACUUCUUCAUGUGCUGAGUUGAAUUAAAAACAAACAGAAUAUCAACCUUUAAA